Colletotrichum godetiae is the source of this 1230-nucleotide messenger RNA. RefSeq lists its product as uncharacterized. The transcript has a single exon. The record is from RefSeq and is a predicted model, not a curated record. NCBI's taxonomy places the organism in Eukaryota, Fungi, Ascomycota, Sordariomycetes, Glomerellales, Glomerellaceae. The coding region runs from base 1 to 918 and encodes 305 amino acids.
AUGCGGUCUGCUCUUUGCAUAGUUUUAGUCGCCUUUUCCAGAUUUGCCGCCGCAAUCUGUGACGCCAAUGACGCAUCGCUAUGGCUUCCGAACCCGGGCGAUACGUUUGACAGCGUGCUUAGACCUCUUGGCAUUAGCGCUAAAGAGUUUCGAGAGGAUAACAAAGAUGUAAUAGGAGAUGUUGACCGUAUUGAUUAUGCUAGCACCUACUGCGUCCACUACAUCACGUCACUUUCCAAAAACUACUACACGACCUCCGGCAUCCGCUUUUUCUCCCCGUUUUCAGAUGACUACCAAAAAACCGUUGGAACCACGACUCAGACUCAGACUCAGACUCAGACUCAGACCCGAUCAACCAAGCCAGAACAGUCGCCGACCCAAGCCCAACCUCUCGACAGUUCGAAAGCCCUGCAAGACACACAGAGAAACUCUACAACGGGCGCCAAUCUAACCGCGAUACCAACGGAAACAGAGAGGCCCAAGACGACAACGGAUAGUGCUGCAACAGCUGCUCCGCAACUAUCCGAAAGGAAGUGCUGUGCACAGAGAGAUCGCGAGGUAGACCUCACCAAUGACUUUCAGACUCAAGCAGAAGAAUUCUGUAUCAAUCACGGUAUCUUCAACUUUUAUCCGGGGUAUAUACUAAAGAAUAGAACGGGGAAUAUUAAUGUCAAAGUGGGAGAAGAGGAUUUUAUAUUUUCUAUCGAAUGGGUUGCAGCAUGUGAUAGAUGGCAAUUCCAGAAUGGACUCCAGCCAGCUGCAUACGACAAAACUAUCACGUGUCUGUCAGUGAUGUCUAAAAACUUUUCGAACUGUGGUGACGGAAAGAAGUCAAACGGUGGUUAUAUGGACGUCGGGUGUCUCAGAUACUCCUCUAGAGCCAAGGGCUGGGCCUUAGGUGGUGGAUCCUCGGACUAGGGUGUCUGGAAGCUUACAUUAAUUAAAGAUGACACGUAUUCAUAUAAUCUAUUGUCGUUGUAACUAUCUCCAUUGCAUCCUUCUAUUCGCUAUUACCGGUGAAGAUAAGAAAAGUAUCCUAUCGGCUGCGGCAUGACGUCGGUACAUUGUGUCAGGUGCGCUGGAGGGGCACCGGGGGAGCACCGGCAUAGUACCGGGGGAGUACCGGCUACGGAGUGGGUCAGAGCGGACUAUUGUUAAUCCACCCGCAAAACCAUAAGAAGGCAGAGGCUGCGGAGGAAAUCCUAGAGGAAGAUAGGAUCGAAUGCUAGU